UACUGGUCAUGGGUUGUGCGGCGUUGUGCAGUAAAAGUGACACUUGGCGAAAUACGAUCUGCUAGACCGGGAGGACAUUACUGACUACACUACAGCGUCUUGCAUUUACACUAAGUUACACGCUGCUCUCUCUCUAUAGAUCUAUUGUGUGUACGAUUAGAUCAUGGCAGAUAAGGUUGUGCUUUAUGGUUACUUCAGAAGUUCUGCUUCCUGGAGGGUUCGUAUUGCUCUGGCCUUGAAAGACAUCAAGUAUGAAUACAAAGCUGUUCAUCUUCUUAAAAAUGGUGGAGAACAACACUCAGAGGAAUACAAGAAAUUGAACCCCAUGGGUCAGCUCCCGACUCUGAUCAUUGAUGGUCUCACCCUCACACAGUCUCUAGCGAUAAUGGAGUACUUGGAGGAGAGAAACCCAACCCCAGCUCUGUUGCCUCCAGAUGCUGCAGGCAGAGCUCAGGUGAGAGCUUUAUCUGAGGUCAUCAACAGCGGAAUCCAACCACUGCAGAACUUGAACGUCCUUCAGAAGAUUGGUGACACCAAGGUGGAAUGGGCCAACUUUUACAUUACAAAAGGUUUUAAGGCUCUGGAGGCAAUGCUUGAGAAAACCGCUGGCCAGUAUUGCUAUGGCAACCAGAUGACAAUGGCCGACCUAUGCCUUAUACCCCAAGUGUAUGGAGCACAAAGAUUUGGUGUUGACGUUAAGAAUUACCCUGUGAUAAUGAGGGUGUAUGAAGAGCUGAUCAAGUUACCGGCCGUCAUUGCUGGGGACGCCUUCAGGCAGCCAGACACCCCAGAAGAUCUGAGAGCUAGUUAAAGUUACAGAAAUUGUUAACAUUAACCGUGUGUGCCUCCUCUCUAAGAUCUGAAAAUCUGUGUUUAAAAGUGUGUUAUUUGUCUGUUGCUGUUAUGUUAUAAUAAUUUUUUAUUGUUAUUACUAUUAUUAUUAUUAUUAGCCUAUUAUUUUUAUUUAUGUGGUCAUUAUCAUUGAAAUUUUACAAAAACAUUUUCCUGUAUUAAAAUUAUAAAAAUCUUUUGAACACCCAGGUUACUUGCUAUUUUUAUCUGUUAUCUGAGGAGUCCAUUGGUCAAUCCAGCUAACUUCUCUACGAUGCAUUUAUAGAAUCUCGCCCUUGACAACGGAAGCAUAGAUCAGAGAAAAAGCACCAACCUACAGCAGUAUGCCUCUAAUUAGCAGAUUAUCUUGUUUGUUGAUGAAUAUAAUUCUAAGGAAUGGAUAGUUAAUGCAUUUACAUUUUGUGGUAAUUUUAUUUUAUUUACUUUUUCUUUCUUUCAUUGAAUGACUUCAAGAGCAGCUAAAGGUCAUGUGUUAUAUAUACAUUUUACCAUAUCGCACAACUACAUGAUGUAUUUCUUGUCACAGUUAUCACUUCUUUGUAUUCUAUUGUCAAAAUAGUCCAGAUGACAUAAUAUAUACUCCUGAUAAAUGAGAUUACAAUGACAGAAACAAUGUUUCAAACAGUUAAGCUAAUAUUUUACUUUCACUCCCAUCUCGUGCCUGGGUAUUGUACUGAACUUUUAAAGUUCUUUUUUAUCCCGUUUUGCACAAAUUUUGACUUUAAAACCAUCACAAAUUGUUUUUAAAUUUUAGUUGAUUUUUUAUUAGAACUAUAUUGCACUGGACCUAAGUGCUUAUGUCUCACCUUUUUUUUAAAUCUUGGAGAUUUCAGAGGGUAGCCCCAUUCUGAGGUACAAAAAAUCUAAGAUGUUUCAUGUUUGAAAUUUUCUUGAAAGUAAUUGAUAUGCGACAAUUUUAUUGGCUAUAUGUGUGUUCGUUCCACAACCAAAAGCAGUGCAUGGGGGUGCGGAUGUGAAAGAAAAAAUUUACCGCCAUUAAUUUUGAUCAUACUCUUCCAGAACUAAAUUUGUCUGGGUUUCAGAUUGUGUUUCGCCCUAUCACUCACCUAGCAUGCAUGCAAAGGUUUUUGUCUUGGAUAGGGAUAUUUUUAAGAUCUCCGAGACAAGUCAAUGGCAGAUGAAGUGGAGAAAAUAUAGUCUUGUUUGUGUGAACAUAUGUACUGUCGUUGUAUUAAGUGUGGGCAUUUUGGCCUUCAGGAAUUCCUUGUAACGGUUCUUUCUUGGAGCUUUUCUUUUCAGGAUUUUAUUAUGAAUAAGAGCAUUCUGUGUUGCUAUUCAUACCAGUGAUAAAAUAGUGUUGUUAUGUUACCAGUGAUGGUCUACAAAGAUUUCUAUAAAUUUAAUCAUAAAUGAUUCUGAGUUGUUGCAUCCUUUUAUUUUAGGUUUCAUUGUAUUUUGAAAUCAUUGGAAAUUACCCUCUAUCAAUUUAUAUUUCUACAUUAUGCAGAAGAAAAAAAGUACUGUAUUACGCCAGUGCGGAUUCCCAGUUUUAUCUCCUUUGUUUUUUGUCUUGUAUAAUAUCUCACUUUCAAGGAUCUGGGCUUCCUUUUUUUGCCCAUGUUGAGAUCAUGUGUACAAUUACCUUCAAUAUUUCCUCUGUUGCUGAAAUGAUUCCUACAUUCCUAUGAGAUUGCAAUGUGAUUUUUUAAAAAGGGUCCCUAAAAAAUGUAUAUGUUUCUCAUUGAGAUUUAAUAACAUUCAUGUGUAUUUUACAUCAGUGCAAUGGCAUUGUGCUUUUUGCUUUCAAGUUUUAAAAUUUCCUGAAAUUGUGAACCAUAUUAUGAGUACCUCCAGAUUUUGCCUCUAUACAAAUAAUAUACAUAUGUUUUUAAAACUUUAGAAACAUAGAAUAUUUGGAGCACAAGUAAUGUUUUAGGACUGCACACUGCUGAAAAACACUUGCCACAAAAGAUUCAUAGGUGAAUACUGAAAGUUUAUUCACACCGCCAUCAAAAUCUCCCAAGUUUUUUACUUACAGAUUUACAUGCAUGAUACAUCUCACAGAGAUAGGAAUAGUCCUGUGGGUUAACAAAAUGCAUGGAAUGCAAAUGUGUGAACAUCUUUUUUCGUUUUCAUGAAAUGAAUGUUCUUGUGAUGAGAAUGUUGAAAUAUUAUGCAAUUAAAUAAAGGAGCCAAGAACUGCAAUAAAU
Messenger RNA from Aplysia californica (California sea hare), 3023 nucleotides. RefSeq names its product maleylacetoacetate isomerase. Lineage: Eukaryota; Metazoa; Mollusca; Gastropoda; Aplysiida; Aplysiidae. Gene Ontology annotation, cellular component: cytoplasm; mitochondrion. Gene Ontology annotation, molecular function: glutathione transferase activity; maleylacetoacetate isomerase activity. The coding region runs from base 164 to 811 and encodes 215 amino acids. The record is from RefSeq and is a predicted model, not a curated record. The transcript has 8 exons. Gene Ontology annotation, biological process: glutathione metabolic process; L-phenylalanine catabolic process.